CGGCAUCUUCCUCUCGGCGGACAUCUUGUCGGCUCUUAGGUGGUACCAUCGGAGCAAAAGCUCGGGGUUGCUGGGCAGUUCCGAGGUGACGGAAGCGGGAGGCUGCGGGAGGAGUCGUUGUUCGCCCAUGCAGAGUGGCUCGCCAGCGAACACCCCGCCUCCACCCCCGGGGACGAACGACCACGGUGCCAGGGUCGCGCGACCUGGGACCCGCCUCGCGGCUCUGUGAGGUCUAUGAACUAUGAUGGCGGCGGCCGCGGUGUUGAGCCCGGCGCAGAUCCUUUGUGGUUGCUGAAUUGUAACAAGAGAGAGAACCCUGAGUGCCUGAGAGGGCAUGACUCUAGUCACAGCAGGAGGGGCUUGGACAGGCCCUGUCACAUUUUCCUAGGCCUGGACACACAUUUCGGCAUAGCACUUACCUGUCACCCACAGUCAGCCAAGGUCCUGCUAAAAGUCAUUGCAGAGGAUGAAGUUGGAGACCUUGUACUACACCCCAUCCUCGUGUCUUUGUUUCUUGUGAGGCCAUCUCCAUUCUGUGACUUUUAGAUUCCAGUACUGUACAGCAGCCUUUUCUUCAACCUGAUCCUAGCUCUGUUCCAUCAGGAAACUUAGGUACUCAGUCCUGGGUACAACAGACACACGUUUGUGAUGGAGUUGCCCCACCCACCAAAGUCAGCAUGUACAUCAAUAGUAUUUUUCUGCCUUCAGGUUGUUGGCAUGGAGUGAAGGAUGAAGCGUCAUCUUCUGAACAGAGCAUUUCUAUAGCAGUGUCACAUGUUAAUACUUCCAAGGCAGGUUUGCCCACACAGACAGCUUACCCUUGUGACAUAUGUGGCCCCAUCUUGAAAGAUAUUUUGCACCUGGAUGCACACCAGGGUGCACACCAUGGACUGAAACUUCACACAUGUGGGGCAUGUGGGAGACAAUUCUGGUUCGGGGCAAACCUUCGUCAACACCAGAAGUGUUACAGUAUAGAGAAGCCCUUAAGAAGGGAUGAAGGUGAGGCCUCAGUUGUGAAGAACUACACAGUUAGCAAAGAACCUCACCCAUCAGAGAAACCCUUUACGUGUAAGGAGGAGCAGAAAAACUUCCAGGCUACUUUGGGUGGCUGCCAACAAAAGGCCAUCCGCAGUAAGAGGAAGACACACGGGAGCACUGAGAGUGGGGGUGCAUUUCAUGGUGAACAGAUGCAUUACAAGUGCAGUGAGUGUGGGAAAGCUUUCAGCCGCAAAGACACACUUGUCCAGCACCAGAGAAUUCAUAGUGGAGAGAAGCCUUACGAGUGCAGCGAGUGUGGGAAGGCCUUCAGCCGCAAAGCUACACUUGUCCAGCAUCAGAGAAUUCAUACUGGAGAAAGGCCUUAUGAAUGCAGCGAAUGUGGAAAAACCUUCAGUCGAAAAGACAACCUUACUCAGCACAAGAGAAUCCACACUGGAGAAAUGCCUUAUAAGUGCAAUGAAUGUGGGAAAUAUUUUAGCCAUCACUCCAAUCUAAUUGUACACCAGAGAGUUCACAAUGGAGCAAGGCCUUAUAAGUGCAGUGAUUGUGGGAAAGUAUUCAGACACAAGUCUACACUUGUUCAGCAUGAGAGUAUUCACACUGGGGAAAAUCCUUACGAUUGCAGUGAUUGUGGGAAAUCCUUUGGCCACAAAUACACCCUCAUUAAACAUCAGAGAAUUCACACUGAGUCAAAGCCUUUUGAGUGCAUUGAAUGCGGGAAAUUCUUUAGUCGAAGUUCUGACUUUAUUGCACACCAGAGGGUUCACACUGGUGAAAGGCCUUUUGUGUGCAGUAAAUGUGGGAAAGACUUUAUCAGAACGUCCCACCUUGUUCGACACCAAAGAGUUCACACUGGAGAAAGGCCAUAUGAGUGCAGUGAAUGUGGGAAGGCCUACAGCUUAAGCUCCCACCUCAAUCGGCACCAGAAAGUUCACACUGCAGGCAGGCUUUAGGAGUGCUUUGAAUACAACAGGACUCAUCAAUCAGAGGUUGAAUUUCAUAUAUCUGAACAUUGAUACAAAGGAGAUUCCUUAUGGUGCCAGGUAUGUAGGAAGCUUCGAGGGAUAUGUUGCACUUUCUGACUUGUUCAGGUUUUUUGCCAGAGUUUUGUCGCUGUCAAUGCCUGUGGCCAAAACCAUCUUAACUCUACCAGCUUAGAUACCCCAGCAUUGGGGAACGCAGGGUUUUGUAUUCUCCAGUCCCUGGAGAAAAUCAUGAGAUGCCUGAGUUCAUUGGGGGUCCUCAUUCCGUUCUGUAUGACAGGUAUAGGUAUGGACAUGACCCAUCUUUAGCCACGAGGGUCUGCACUGUAUCUGCUGGUGUCUUAUACAGAAGGUUUACUUUCUUCGUGGAUAUUCUUGGUCUCACAUACUUGUAAUGAGUUUUUCCAGCCUCCAAGUCACCUGGCCUGGGAAAGUACUUGCCUCGUGUUGCUCUGCUUUGUGGUAAUAAAGGCUUUACAGUUUAAGCCACUUUUUA
Piliocolobus tephrosceles (Ugandan red Colobus) is the source of this 2478-nucleotide messenger RNA. RefSeq names its product zinc finger protein 134 (gene ZNF134). Gene Ontology annotation, molecular function: RNA polymerase II cis-regulatory region sequence-specific DNA binding; DNA-binding transcription activator activity, RNA polymerase II-specific. Lineage: Eukaryota; Metazoa; Chordata; Mammalia; Primates; Cercopithecidae. The coding region runs from base 678 to 1952 and encodes 424 amino acids. Gene Ontology annotation, cellular component: nucleus. The record is from RefSeq and is a predicted model, not a curated record. The transcript is spliced from 3 exons. Gene Ontology annotation, biological process: regulation of transcription by RNA polymerase II.